GGCGCGAAUGUCUACUACAUACAGAGGAGUGGAAGGUUUCACCUGUGAUUUUCGAAGUGAUGGCGGAGGAGGGCAGCGCGCCGGGUAGCCAUGCUGAAAUAGAGGUCACUAAGGCAUUUGCUUUCACUCUUAACUGCUCAGAGAGAAGGGGCACCAUCCAGUCUCCCGUGCACUUCCCAUGUUCAGAGUGAAAGAAUAAAUGGAGGUGGUUUGAAUGAAUCUCAUCCAGUGCCAAGACCUUCAGUCCAAACAGAAAUGACCAGAUCUUUUCCGGGAUUAUUUUCAAGGGGCAAAGGAAAGAGACGCUUUCCUGCUGUUCCUCUGGUGCCCGCAAAAAAACAAAGACCAAUGGAUAUUCAGUUUUACCUUUUGCCAUGUACGUCUGAAAAAACUCCUAAUGAACCUGACCAGCUGUUACACACACAGUCAGGUUUGGGCUGCAAGACUGCCAGACUUGAUGAAAGCGCAGUUCAUGAGGAGAUAUGUGAUGUCUUGAAAAUAUUAUAUCCUAAAAUGAGGACAGUGACUGGUGGAUGGUUUCUUUAUAAAGCCUCUGGUAGGGAACAGUUGUUUUGUUUUCUGUGACAAAUGGAUUUAAGCCCAGAAAGUUAAAAUUAAUAGUUGUUUUUAUAUGGUAUGCUACCUUGAUAAAGCCAUUUCUCAAUUUCGUCUUUCCCAACUUCAAAACCAUCUACGGGAGACUCCAUUGUGUCUUAGUAUGGACAUAAGACAAAGUCUAGCAGAACAAGAUAUGGCACUGAUGCUAUUCUAUAAACGCCCCAACAUUGACUGGGCAAGGCCAUUAAACUGCAGACUUGAAGGUGAUACUGCUGUUGGAGAGGGGGUCAAUCGAUUUUUCUUUUCCACGUGUAUAGAUAAGAUGAAAUCUGGUUUUAACAUCAACUUUGCGAACACUGAAGUCACACGUGUCUUUGAUGGUGAGCCUGGGCAUUUGGUGCCUUCAGCCUCACAUUUUCUUAUUGAGAGCGACAUAUUCCUCAUGGUAGGCCGAAUGCUCGGGCACUCAUUCCUUCAUGGGGGACCAUGUUUGUCAGACCUGAGCCCUGCCUUCAUACAUGUGCUGCUUGGUGGAACUCCUGAAACCGCUACUGUGACUAUAGAAGAUUGUCCAGAUUUGGAUAUAAGAGAAACCAUCAGACUGCUUGAGGGGGAUGCAGAAAUAUCCCAAGAGGACAAACAAACUGUCCAAGAAUUGGCUGCCGCCUGGGACCUUCCCCCACUCAAAGAAAAUAACAGGAGGUGGAUGUUUGAAAAGCUGCUAAUGCAUGCGGUAAUUGGUCGCAUAACCAGGCAAACCAAACAAAUGCGAGGUGGACUCAAAGAGACUGGAAUGUGGACAGUCUUAACAAAAAGACCUGAUGCAGUGGGCUUGCUCUUCCCAGGUGAAGGAGCUUCACACCCUGUUCCUGAGGUUCUUCUUCAGCGCAUCACCUAGCCUUUUGACACAGUGGACGAUGAAGAUGAUGACUGUUCUGUUGACACAAAGUGCCGCAUCUCAGGCUAUCUUCGCCAGUUCAUUCAAAACGGUGCAUAUAUAUUUUUCUUUUUAUGGAACAUGCACUAGAUGCAUAAUAAGAUAUGUAUUUUUAGACUGAAUGUUCGUUCUUGACUUCUGGGAAUAAAUAUUACAAUAUACUGUAAAUCUAAGCACUGUAGUCUUGGUUUAUGUAGUAUCAGACAAUUCAACAAUAUCUCACUGGAUCAGUGAUAGUAACAGGUUCAGGUCUGUUGUCUUAUUGUGUCAUGAGACCUCACUUGGUCAUGUGACAUGUGGUUGUAGAUAUGGGUA
Molecule: messenger RNA, 1810 nt
Organism: Monopterus albus (swamp eel)
Lineage: Eukaryota; Metazoa; Chordata; Actinopteri; Synbranchiformes; Synbranchidae
Exons: 10
Coding region: 632-1456 (274 amino acids)
Molecular function (GO): ubiquitin-protein transferase activity
Source: RefSeq, a predicted model, not a curated record